Vicia villosa (hairy vetch) is the source of this 3120-nucleotide messenger RNA. Its product is annotated as PKS-NRPS hybrid synthetase cheA-like. Bases 520 to 3093 code for a protein of 857 amino acids. The record is from RefSeq and is a predicted model, not a curated record. Lineage: Eukaryota; Viridiplantae; Streptophyta; Magnoliopsida; Fabales; Fabaceae. Gene Ontology annotation, molecular function: DNA-binding transcription factor activity, RNA polymerase II-specific. The transcript has 3 exons.
AAAACAAAAUUUCAGAUUUCCUCAAGCCUAAGUCACGAGUUCGUUUCCACUCUUGCACAUCUCAUCACCGAAAAUUUUACUUCGUACCCCUACAAUUGCCCUUCUACCCCUACAAUUUUGUAAAAAUGCCAACUUUACCCUCAAUAGUUAAUAACCAUUUUACCAUUUUACUUUUUACCAUUCAUCUAAAAAGUCAAAAAAAUUCAAAUCUGCACCCCUACGCACCUUCAAUUCGGAACACUUAUGGUAAGUCAUCCGGUUCACAAAUUAACAAACCGGAACACAUUAUACAAGUCAUCCGGUUUGCUUUUUUUUCUUCCCGGAAGACAUUCUAAAACUGUUCCGGUAAUACGAAAAUCAAACCGGAACAGAUAAGCAAAGUGUUCCGGUGCAUUUGUAAUCAAACCGGAACGGUUUUGAAAAGUGAUCCGGUGAACUUGAUAUCAAACCGGAACAGAUUGGAAAACUGUUCCGGAACGCAUUUUGUAUUUUUAAAUUUUUGGUUUUUUUUUUGUAGGUAUGGAAGUUCCGCUCCAAAUUUGUCGGAAAAACGAGACAGCUAUAGAUACCACUGAUGUUUUCACAACUUCACAGAGAUUUGUCACACGGGAAGAAGUCAUCCGCUGGGUUAAAGAGACCGGAAUCAACAAUAAAGUGACUGUUAUCAUAGCGCGUUCAGACACUGAAACAGGCAAAAGAGGAAGAAGUAACAAAGUUAUAUUUGCGUGCGAUAAAGGUGGAAAAUAUAAGGAUAAAAGUGAGACUCAAAGUGCUACUAAGAGAUGUGGAUGUCCAUUCAAAAUCAGAUCGACUCCGGCAAAAGAUGGGUCUGGAUGGAAGGUUGAUGUAAAAUGUGGAGUUCAUAAUCAUGGUUUACCAGAUAGAUUAGAAGGCCAUUCAUUUGUUGGUAGGUUGACAACAGAUGAGAAGCAGCAUGUUGCUGAUUUGACAAAGAGACAUGUUCCGCCUAGACACAUAUUGACUUCCUUGCAAGAGCGAGAUCCUGAGAACGUCACUCGGAUCACGCAAAUAUACAAGCAUAAAAGUGUGAUUGAAGCAGAGAUAAGAGGUCCAAGAAGUGAGAUACAACAUUUGCUUAAGCUUAUAGAGGAGGCGAACUAUGUUUAUUGGAGUAGGAAACGGGAUGAUUGUGAAGUUGUGAGAGAUAUUUUUUGGGCACAUCCAGAUUCGGUAAAGUUGCUGAAUCUUUUUCCUACUGUCUUGAUUAUGGACGCCACUUAUAAGACCAACAAAUAUAGACAACCUCUGUUUGAAAUAGUUGGUAUGACAUCGACCGAGUUGACAUUUGCGGUUGCAUUUGCUUAUAUGGAGUGUGAGCAGACAGAGAGUUAUAUUUGGGUCUUGGAUAAGCUGAAGCAAUUGUUUGUGAAGAAAGAUGUGGUUCCACAAGUGAUUUUGACGGAUAGAGAUCUUGCUUUGAUGAAAGCAGUUGAAGUUGUUUUUCCUACGACGCAUAACUUGCUAUGUCGCUUUCAUAUUAACCAAAAUGUUGGGAUGAAAUGCAAGGAAUAUGUGAUGAAAGACAUGCGAGAGACGAUAGGCACAUUGUGGAAAGAUGUUGUAUGGGCUAGUAAUGAGGUUGAGUAUGGUGUACGGUUGCAAUAUCUUGAACAAGCAUGCUUUGCUUGUACUAACUUCCUCGAUUACGUGAAGAACACUUGGUUGAUCCCACAUAGGCAAAGAUUUGUAGGCGCAUGGAUUAAUCGAGUGCUUCAUUUUGGUAACACCACGACAAAUCGGGUUGAAUCUGCACAUUGGAAGCUAAAGCAGAUGUUAGGAAACAGCCUUGGUGACAUGGUCAAAGUUUGGGAAGCUAUGAAUUCUAACCUAAAAAUCCAAAUAGGUAACAUUCGAGCUUCGUUUCAAAAAAGUUUUUAUGAGGUUGAGCACGCACACAUUAGUCCAUUUUAUGAUAAUUUGCGUGGUUCAGUAUCGAGAGCUGCUUUGAGACGCAUUGCAGAAGAGUUAUCGAGGCUUGAUUAUGUGUUAAAUAGUAGGGAAACAUGUGGUUGUACUAUGAGAACAAGUUAUGGGCUACCUUGUGCUUGUGAGAUGGGAAGAUCGAUUGUUGUUGGAAUCCCAUUACAAAUAGAAAGUGUUCAUCUUCAAUGGAGGAUACUAUCUAUGGAAGGUGACUUGCCUUUAGAUGAGGAAGCUGGUUCGGAGGUUGAUAUGAAUAAUGCAAUUGAUGAAUUGUGGAGAAGGUUUAAAUCACUAGAUGUUGUUGGAAAAAGAGCAUUGAAAAGUAGGGUUUGUGAAAUUGCAUAUCCCACAACAACUUCAUUGUGUCCACCACCUGAGAAAAUAAAAACUAAAGGCGGAGUGAAGAGGAAAGGGAAGAAACCAGUUGGGUAUGAUGUUUAUAGGGAUCCUUCAGGUUUUGAGUAUGCUGAUCAGGCGUCUCAAUGUUCACAAAAACAAUCGCAAGCAUCACAAACUUCCAGGAAGCAAUCACAAUCAAAGAAGCAAUCACAAGCAAAGGAUGAGGAUUUCACUCUUCAGUUUCCUUGUCAUAUUAGGCCAUAUAUUACCGAGAUUGUUAAUGUUGUAGCAGAUGGUAAUUGUGGAUUUAGAGCAAUUGCUUCGUGGCAUGGGUAUAGUGAGGAUGGUUGGGCAAUGGUUCGUCGUGACUUGGACAUGGAAUUAAGAGAAAAGAAGGACUUAUAUGAGAGAUUGUUCGGUCUAAGUUUAUCCGAAGUGAGGAAUGGAUUGUUGAUAGAUCAUGUUGGUUUUCAACCACCGGAGAAAUGGUUGACACUACCAGAGAUGGGUUAUUUGAUAGCGAAUCGGUAUAACAUUAUUCUUGUGCUGCUUGGUAACCCUUGCUUGACCUUUUUUCCUAUGACAACAACAUUUUCUCCAAGUGCUCCUACAUAUUGCAUUGGCCUUGUCAACAAGAAUCAUUAUCUUCGGGUUAAUAUGAAAGAAGGCUUCCCGCUGCCACCCGUCACGGUAGAUUGGAUGAAGUUUCGUCUUCAAGUGGCGACAUCUUGGAUGUUAGGAUUUGCUGGACGUCUUCAACAUUGGCAUCAUCUUACGCCUAUGUUACCAUCACGUGUUAAUAUAGAUUAAUUAAGUGACUUUAAUUUAUAUGUAAUA